AGCGCCGAGGCGCCUCCUCUGGCAGCGGGACCCCGGGCAGUCCCGCUUUCGCGCCAUGAGCCAGAGCCCCGCGUUCGGGCCCCGCAGGGGCGGCAGUCCCUUGGUGGUGGCCGGGGCCGGCGCGCGGCGCAACGACAGCCAGGACUACCUGCUCAUGGACUCGGAGCUGGGCGACGAGGGCGGCCCGCAGCCCCCUUACGGCUACUACCCCUGCUUCCGGGGCACCGACAACAGACUGGCCCACCGGCGGCAGACAAUUCUCCGUGAGAAGGGGAGAAGGUUAGCGAACCGAGGGCCAGCUUACAUGUUUAGUGACCGCUCAACAAGCCUAUCUAUUGAGGAGGAACGCUUUUUAGAUGCAGCUGAAUAUGGCAACAUUCCAGUGGUGAGGAAGAUGCUAGAAGAAUGCCUCUCACUCAACGUGAACUGUGUGGAUUACAUGGGCCAGAAUGCCCUGCAGUUGGCCGUGGCCAAUGAGCAUCUGGAAAUCACAGAACUUCUCCUCAAGAAAGAAAACCUGUCUCGAGUUGGAGAUGCCUUGCUUCUAGCCAUUAGUAAAGGUUAUGUUCGGAUUGUGGAAGCAAUUCUCAAUCACCCAGCUUUUGCUGAAGGAAAGAGAUUAGCCACUAGCCCCAGUCAGUCUGAACUCCAGCAGGAUGAUUUUUAUGCUUAUGAUGAAGAUGGGACACGGUUCUCCCAUGAUGUGACUCCAAUCAUCCUGGCUGCCCAUUGCCAGGAAUAUGAGAUUGUACACACGCUCCUCAGAAAGGGAGCACGGAUUGAGCGUCCUCACGACUAUUUCUGCAAGUGCAGUGAAUGCAACCAGAAGCAGAAGCAUGAUUCCUUUAGCCACUCGAGAUCUAGGAUUAAUGCCUACAAAGGCCUGGCAAGUCCAGCCUAUCUGUCAUUGUCCAGUGAAGAUCCGGUCAUGGUAGCCUUACAACUUAGCAAUGAGCUGGCAGUGCUGGCCAACAUUGAGAAAGAGUUCAAGAACGACUACAGGAAACUGUCCAUGCAGUGCAAAGACUUCGUCGUGGGCUUGCUUGAUCUGUGCAGAAACACCGAGGAAGUUGAAGCUGUUCUGAACGGAGAUGUGGAGACGCGCCAUCCCUGCGGAGACCACGGCCGUCCAAACCUCAGCCGCCUAAAACUUGCCAUUAAAUAUGAAGUGAAAAAAUUUGUAGCGCAUCCAAACUGCCAACAGCAGCUUCUCUCCAUAUGGUAUGAGAAUCUUUCUGGUUUGCGGCAGCAGACCAUGGCCGUCAAGUUUCUUGUGGUCCUCGCCGUUGCCAUCGGACUGCCCUUCUUGGCCAUCAUUUACUGGUUUGCUCCAUGCAGCAAGAUGGGGAAGAUAAUGCGUGGCCCAUUCAUGAAGUUUGUAGCACACGCUGCCUCCUUCACCAUUUUUCUGGGACUGCUGGUCAUGAAUGCAGCUGACAGAUUUGAAGGCACCAAACUGCUUCCUAAUGAAACCAGCACAGAUAAUGCCAAACAGCUGUUUAGAAUGAAAACAUCCUGCUUCUCAUGGAUGGAGAUGCUCAUUAUAUCCUGGGUGAUAGGAAUGAUAUGGGCUGAAUGCAAAGAAAUCUGGACUCAAGGCCCCAAGGAAUACUUAUUUGAAUUGUGGAACAUGCUUGAUUUUGGCAUGUUAGCAAUCUUUGCAGCAUCUUUCAUUGCAAGAUUCAUGGCAUUUUGGCAUGCUUCUAAAGCCCAGAGCAUCAUUGAUGCAAAUGACACUUUGAAGGACUUGACAAAAGUUACACUGGGAGACAAUGUGAAGUACUAUAAUCUGGCCAGGAUAAAGUGGGACCCCUCUGAUCCUCAAAUUAUAUCUGAAGGUCUUUAUGCAAUUGCUGUGGUUUUAAGUUUCUCCAGGAUAGCUUAUAUUUUACCAGCAAAUGAAAGCUUUGGGCCUCUACAAAUAUCACUUGGAAGAACAGUGAAAGACAUCUUCAAGUUCAUGGUGAUAUUUAUCAUGGUGUUUGUGGCCUUUAUGAUUGGAAUGUUCAAUCUCUACUCCUACUACCGUGGUGCAAAGCAAAAUGAAGCCUUCACAACAGUUGAGGAGAGUUUUAAGACACUGUUCUGGGCGAUAUUUGGACUUUCUGAAGUGAAAUCAGUGGUCAUCAACUAUAAUCACAAAUUUAUUGAAAACAUUGGUUAUGUACUUUAUGGAGUCUAUAAUGUUACAAUGGUCAUUGUUUUGCUAAAUAUGUUAAUUGCAAUGAUCAACAGUUCUUUCCAGGAAAUUGAGGAUGAUGCGGACGUGGAGUGGAAAUUUGCAAGGGCCAAACUCUGGUUUUCCUAUUUUGAGGAAGGAAGAACAUUACCUGUUCCCUUCAACCUGAUGCCAAGUCCAAAGUCCCUGUUUUAUCUCUUACUGAAGCUUAAACAAUGGAUUUCUGAACUAUUUCAAGAUCAUAAAAAAGGUUUCCAGGAGGAUGCAGAAAUGAACAAGAGAAAUGAAGAGAAGAAAUUUGGAAUUUUAGGAAGUCAUGAAGAUCUCCCAAAAUUGUCACUUGACAAAAAACAGCUUGGACACAGUAAGCAAUCUAGUAUAAGAAGCUCAGAAGAUUUCCAUUUAAAUAGUUUCAAUAAUCCUCCCAGAAAAUAUCAGAAAAUAAUGAAGAGGCUCAUCAAAAGAUAUGUGCUGAAAGCCCAGGUUGAUAAGGAGAGUGAUGAAGUGAAUGAAGGAGAACUGAAGGAAAUUAAACAGGACAUCUCAAGUCUGCGCUAUGAACUCCUUGAAGAAAAAUCUCAGAAUACUGAAGACUUAGCAGAACUUAUUCGAAAACUUGGAGAGAAAUUAUCUGUGGAACCAAAUCAAGAAGAAAGCAGCAGAUAAUGCAGAGACUUCUUUAGAAAAUCAUAUUUAUUUCUCCACUUGAAACUAUAUUAUUUUCCAAUUUAUUUUUUUAACUACCAAUCUUCCUGCCUUUAACAAGAAACAAUUGAGAUGACUCGGGUCAUUUGAUUAUAACAAACCCUGAUAUUUCUGUUUUUGUUUGUGAUUAAAUUUCUUUGUUCAGGUGAGAGUUUGUAGAUUAUGAUGAAAAUUAUGGCCAGUCAUAUGGUGCUUGUUUUCUAAAUUGCUUU
Messenger RNA from Elephantulus edwardii (Cape elephant shrew), 3096 nucleotides. RefSeq names its product transient receptor potential cation channel, subfamily C, member 6 (gene TRPC6). The transcript is spliced from 13 exons. The record is from RefSeq and is a predicted model, not a curated record. Gene Ontology annotation, cellular component: cation channel complex; membrane. Gene Ontology annotation, biological process: manganese ion transport; regulation of cytosolic calcium ion concentration; calcium ion transmembrane transport. Gene Ontology annotation, molecular function: protein binding; store-operated calcium channel activity; inositol 1,4,5 trisphosphate binding. Bases 56 to 2845 code for a protein of 929 amino acids. Lineage: Eukaryota; Metazoa; Chordata; Mammalia; Macroscelidea; Macroscelididae.